ACAGCUGAGCGGCUCUUCUGGAUUUCGCUGACGUUGCGCCUGGUCCCGCCUGGCCUCCUCUGAGCAGGAUGGACACUCUGGAGUCAGAGCUGACCUGCCCAAUCUGCCUGGAGCUCUUUGAAGACCCACUACUGCUCCCCUGCGCCCAUAGCCUCUGUUUCGGCUGCGCCCACCGCAUCCUCAUCUCCCACUGUGCCACCAACGAAUCUGUUCAAAGCAUCGGCGCCUUCCAGUGCCCCACCUGUAGAUAUGUCAUUUCCCUGAGUCCGGAGCGUGGAUUAGAAGGACUUAAGAGAAACGUCACCUUGCAGAACAUUAUUGAUAGAGUUCAGAGGGCCUCAUCUUCAGCUGGGCUCCCUCUACCACUGCCAUUGCCUGCGCCACACAGCGGGCCAAACUCUCCCGGCGAGGAAGGGAGCAACCGAUUGGCGCUGGUCCCUGUCAGCGCCGCCAUGUCCAGCCCAGGAACACCUCCUGAACCGGUCCAGUGCCAGUUCUGCGAGCAGGACCCGCCACAGGAUGCCGUCAAAACGUGCGUGACGUGCGAGGUGUCGUAUUGCGAGGAGUGCCUCCGAGCGACUCAUCCAAACAAGAAGCCGUUCACCGGCCACCGGCUCAUCGAGCCCAUGCCGGACUCCCACCUGAGAGGGCUCCAGUGCCUGGAGCACGAUGAGGAGAAGGUGAACAUGUACUGUGUCACUGAUGAUCAGCUGAUCUGCUCGCUGUGCAAACUGGUUGGAAGGCACAGAGACCACCAGGUGGCAGCACUGAGCGACCGCUAUGAAAAACUGAAGCAAGCCCUGGACUCCAACCUGAGCAAUUUGAUCAAGAGGAACAAUGAGCUGGAGUCGCUUAUGGGGAAACUGAUCCAGACUUGUCAACAUGUAGAGGUGAACGCGUCGCGCCAGGAGGGCAAGCUCCUGGAGGAGUGCGAUCUCCUGAUUGACAUUAUUCAGCAGAGGAGGCAGAUCAUUGGAAGCAAGAUCAAGGAGGGGAAGGCACAAAGGCUCCGGAAGCUCGCCCAACAGAUCUCCAACUGCAAGCAGUGCAUCGAGAGGUCCUCGGCCCUCAUCACACAGGCCGAUCAGACGCUCAAAGAAACCGACCACGCUCGCUUCCUGCAGACCGCCAAGAGCAUCAACGAGAGGGUUUCCAUGGCAACCGCAUCGACCCAAGUGCUGAUCCCUGAGAUACACCUAACGGACACCUUUGAUACUUUCGCCCUGGACUUCGCCAGAGAGAAGAAGAUGCUAGAGAGUCUCGAUUACCUUACUGCUCCCAAUGCUCCGAGCAUAAGGGAAGAGUUGUGCACGGCUUCAUACGACACCAUCGCGGUCCACUGGACAUCUGAUGAUGAAUUCACAGUGGUGUCCUAUGAGCUCCAGUACGCCAUCUUCACUGGGCAGUCUAACAUUGCCAGUCUGUGUAACUCACUGGAGAGCUGGAUGAUUGUUCCCAACAUCAAGCAGAACCACUACACGGUGCACGGUCUGCAGAGCGGCACCAAGUAUAUCUUUGUUGUCAAGGCCAUUAACCAAGCGGGAAGCAGGAGCAGUGAACCGGGGACUCUAAAGACCAACAGCCAGCCAUUUAAGCUGGACCCGAAAUCGGCCCACAAGAAGCUGAAGGUGUCCCACGAUAACCUGACAGUGGAGCGGGACGAAACCACGUCCAAGAAAGGCCACAGCCAGGACCGCUUCACCAGCCAGAGCAGCUACGGCGUGGUGGGCAACGUCUAUAUCGACAGUGGUCGUCACUACUGGGAGGCUUUGAUCGGAGGGAGCACAUGGUACGCUGUGGGCAUAGCCUACAAAUCAGCUCCCAAGCACGAGUGGAUCGGCAAGAACUCGGCCUCCUGGGUGCUCUGCCGCUGCAACAACUCCUGGGUAGUCCGCCAUAACAGCAAGGAGCUGGCCAUCGAGCCCUCGCCCCACCUGCGACGCGUUGGGGUCCUGCUUGACUACGACGCCGGCUACUUGACCUUCUAUGACGCGGUGGGCUCCCAGCACCUGCACACAUUUCACGUCUCCUUCAUCCAGCCCGUGUGUCCCGUGUUCAACGUGUGGAAUAAGUGUCUGACGAUUCUCACUGGUCUACCUAUCCCCGACCAUUUAGAGGGACUGGAUCCCCAAGACUGAAAACUACAAGAAUAAAUCAGCAUAAACUCGUUUUAAUCAUCUUGAAGCUGCACUGGGCAAGAUUUGUGAAAAGGAUCAUCUUUGAAUAGAGAACAGAAGAGUGUCCCAUCCUUUUUUUAAAUCAUAAAGAUCUGCUCUAUUUACCUAAAUUAAAUUCUGGUCUUGUCUCACUUUUAUUGCACCCAGAGGCAGUGACGAAACAAUGAGUGAAAUACGAACUGCCUCCUAAACAGCAAGCUAGCAAGCAAAACUGGACUCACCAGUGUUGAUAUAUUCUCCUUUUCCCAUUCGGUUUCUUUGGCACAUGCCGUCACAGACAUGAGCACGUGAGUCGCCCAAGGACAUUACUUUCUCAAUCCAAGUAAUUGAAACACUUGGUGCAAAUUGACCUAUUGCAGCUUUAAUAUGCAAAGAAAAAAGAAGAGAUGCCUGGGUCUUAUUUUAUAAAGUUCGUCAAAGUGAUUUUCAGUUGUUUGCUAUGAAUCUUAAAAGCAAAUAUGAUGCUGGUUCAUGCCAUCUUUGACUCUUAGAAAAAACUAUUCUAGAUGGAUGACAGUAAGCUGGAGUCAAUCCAGAAGAAACCAGGACAAAUGGACAGAGCUGAGUCAGAAAUUCCUACUCGAAGGCACUUUGGGCCACGAUGGGCGUGUUUGUACCACUGCGUCUAGGAAACAAGCCACAAAUCAAUUUCUAAUUUUCACCUUAUCAGAUAUAGCACUUUGAAAAUCUCUGAAAGUACACACACAUACACUUACACAGAAUACACACACACACACACACACACACACACACACACACACAAAAACAAGUGCGAAUACACACACACCUCCCCAACUUUAAUCAAUCGCGGUUGCUGGGAAGAGCAGAAUAAUAGAUGUAUAUUUUGUAAAUGCACCCCCCCUUAUCUUUCCCUUGUUCAUUAAAAAGGAACCAAAGUAGCCAUUGCUUGUCUGUUCAGAUGUCUUUACAUAAAUUUUACAUAAGUUAAUAAAUGCUGAAUUAUUUUUAAAAACAUGACAGAGAGGAAAAUAGCGUUAUGCUAAUAUUAAAUGCAGGAUUCCCUUAAAGGUAGACCUUGUUUUUGCACAUUGUUCAUACUUUAUUCAUCGUUUUGUAGCCUAAAAAUCUAAUUCAUUUUGGUGCAAUUAACAUGCAUUCAUAUUGGGAAAGUGUUGUGUUCUGUUUGACUUAUUGUGUUAAUUUCCUUUUUAGGCAGCCAGACAAGUCUUGCCGUUAUGAUUUUAUGUGAUACAUAAUAUGUGAAGUUGUGUUACAGUUGUAGCCCCAGGUUAUUAUUGGAGCUAGGAGGUAAAAUGCUCAUUUGGGUGUAAUUGUUUUUUUCCUCUCUCUCCUAUAAAACAAGUGAGACCUAUUUGUGCCAGUGUGCCAAUACUCCAGACUCAUUCAUUUGCUUUUAACAAAGACUGUCUUUGCAAAAUCUUAAAUUUUACAUGUCAUUUUCACACUAAGGUCUUAUUUCAUCAAUGCAGCGUAUUGUUUAAAAAGGUUGAAUUACUCUCUAUAGAAAACACACUUUCACAUUAUUGAAACAACGCAGCCAUGCACAGGGAGCUGUCCUCAGUCUUGUCGCACAUUGAUGAUGUCACUCUUCACUCAUUGGCUGAAUCUUGAUUUGAGUUUCUUGCUAUGUAAACGGGACAAAAUGGCCUCAAUGAGAUUCAGAAAGGCCCUUACAACAAAAUCUCUCUAAGGGUUGCUGUCAAUUCUAUAUAAUCUUAUCCUAAUGUGACAAACAGUGACAAAAAUGGCACUCCUUAGUGUAAAUACGAAGAUUUGUUUGUAAUUUUCAAUGUUGCUUUGUUUCAAUAGCUGGUACACUUAAAAGUAUGACAACAAAUAACGAUCUAUUCUUUAACUCUGUGAUUCCUUGGCAAUUAAUUGAACUGUACGUUUUCAUUGUACAUGAUACGAAUAUGUAGUGCUUAAUUUAAUGUUUCCAUUUGAACUUUAUGACCAUGGUGUUACAUGUUGUGUCUCUGUAGACAUUUUUAUGGAAAACAGGAUAUGUGAGCUUGCAUCACUGUCGUCUGAGAUGUGUUUAUGAGAAGGUCAAAAAUAAACGUUGUUCCUUUUCACAUUAAA
Morone saxatilis (striped sea-bass) is the source of this 4241-nucleotide messenger RNA. Its product is annotated as E3 ubiquitin-protein ligase Midline-1-like. Gene Ontology annotation, molecular function: protein binding; zinc ion binding. Lineage: Eukaryota; Metazoa; Chordata; Actinopteri; Moronidae. The record is from RefSeq and is a predicted model, not a curated record.